Mugil cephalus (flathead mullet) is the source of this 1927-nucleotide messenger RNA. It is a transcript of the gene chic1, whose product is annotated as cysteine-rich hydrophobic domain 1. Lineage: Eukaryota; Metazoa; Chordata; Actinopteri; Mugiliformes; Mugilidae. The record is from RefSeq and is a predicted model, not a curated record. The transcript is spliced from 6 exons. Bases 1 to 525 code for a protein of 174 amino acids.
AUGAGCGUCUUACUACCCAACAUGGCGGACUUUGAUACCAUUUAUGAGUUAGAAGACGAAGAGGAUGAACACGUAGUGAGUGAGGAACACUUGCCCAGAUACUGCCCGGAGCCCGUGGUCAUGCGAGGGGCCGGGCACAUCACAGUAUUUGGACUGAGCAACAGAUUUGACACAGAAUUUCCGUCAGUUCUCACGGGAAAGGUAGCCCCAGAGGAAUUCAAGACCAGCAUCAGCAGGGUGAACGCUUGCUUAAAGAAGAACUUGCCUGUGAAUGUGAAGUGGCUUCUUUGCGGCUGCCUGUGUUGUUGCUGUACAGUAGGCUGCAGUCUAUGGCCUGUUAUCUGCCUCAACAAGAGAACGAGACGGUCUAUCCAGAAGUUGUUAGAGUGGGAAAAUAACCGGUUAUACCACAAGCUGGGGCUGCACUGGAAACUCAGUAAAAGAAAAUGUGAAAGCAGCAAUAUGAUGGAAUACGUGAUUCUUAUAGAAUUCUUACCCAAAUAUCCUAUAUUCAGACCGGACUGAGGAGGCUGGUAACCGACUGGAUGUGUGGCCCUUGAAUCUUAUCCCUAGUGCCUUGUAUAUACAGUAUGUUGGAAUGAGGGUCUGCGUCGACGUCUCCUGUGACGACCCUGUGCAUCUCCCAGUACCUUGUACAUUAAGCAACACUGUCACUUUGCUUUAGAGCAGAUUUUGCACAUUUUCCCGACAGAACUCAACAUGUCCCCUUUGUCGCACUCUGAUGUGUUUUAUUAUUUUUUUUUUUUUUGUUACAUGUGAAAAACAAGCAAAACUCUCAAAAAGUGCAUUUACCCCAAAGAACAAUCAACCUGAGUCCCGUUUAUGAUAUCAGCAAUCCCUUGCAAAGAAUGUGAUGCCUCCACCCUCUGUAACUAUCCUUGCCUUAUGUAUGAUUUUUUUUAAGAAUAUCUCUACAUGUAACUGGAGGAGGAAGGCUAAGGGUAAUUCAACAAGUCCGUCGAUUCAGACGCUGUCUGUUGCGUUUCCUCUCUUUGAAUCCAGUUCUUUGCAGGUGGACGGGAUGGUUGAAGUUGCCUAACGUACAGUGUACGUCAUCACUUGCGUUUUGUCUUGACAUCAAUCCUCUGUACAUGGGAACUAGCUAGUACCAGAACUUGACCUGUAAAUACCAUGUUAGAAUAAGCUGUACAGUGAUAUACCAUUGUUUACAUAAAAGUUACUUAGCUCUUUAGUUUUUUUUGCCAGUAUAUUGCUGUACCAUAGUUUCGAUUAAUGAAAGAUGUCUACAUACCUUUCUAGUUUAUAUGGACCUGUUUACCUUGUAAGCCAUAUAGUGACAAUGUACCUGAUGCCAGAGUUAGGACUGAUUAUUGCACUGAGCCUGGAGGAAGGUCAGGAUUUCAGACUGUAUAGUUCAUCCUGAAUAUUCAUCCGUUGACAACAGCAGUGCGUGUUACAAAGUGGUUUUUGCCAAUGAAGAUGAGACUUCGGUGACUAGUCAUCCGUCAAAGCUGGAAGACUAUGAUUUGAACUCUGCACUUCCGUAUUUUUUUUUUUUAAUUUUUAUUUCAAGUCGUCACGACUUUGUAUUCAUUUUGUAGUUUUGUAUUUCCCCCCUGUGCCGUGUGUGGUCCUCCCGAUGUGUUUGGAAGCGCAUACAUCUACAGUAUGCGGUGCAUUGAGCAGAUGGUUCCUUUGUUUCAGUCAUUCUCUCUAGUGUUAGUAUUACUUUCCUGAAUCUUAGUCAACAGAUUGCUGCAUUGCGUUGUAUUAGAGUGCCUCUGAAGUAGUUGAAGAACCACAGAGAAGUACAGGUUCAAAUCUGUUCUCCAGUAUAAAGGAGAUUUUAAUCCUCUCCCCAGUAUUGUCCCUGUUACUAUUCUUGUAAAUGUUCGUCAUGAUGACCUAACCCCUAUGGAGAGAGAAAAUAAAUGGUUGAUUUUGA